This is a messenger RNA of Penicillium crustosum, 351 nucleotides long. RefSeq lists its product as uncharacterized. Lineage: Eukaryota; Fungi; Ascomycota; Eurotiomycetes; Eurotiales; Aspergillaceae. Bases 1 to 351 code for a protein of 116 amino acids. The record is from RefSeq and is a predicted model, not a curated record. The transcript is spliced from 2 exons.
AUGGCGCCGCCCAGCACACCGCUGGACGAGUUCUUCCAAUCCUUCGCAGGCUUCAGUUACAAUCCAAAACUACCUCCAUCGGAAACAUAUGCUCAGCUUAAGAGGUUCUGCCACUGGGGACAAUACAGUCCAGAGGAUAAAGAAGCCUGGGAACAAUACCAAUCUGCAUUAGAAGCGGAGGUGAAGAUGUGGUUUGGAGCGGAGGAUGACCUUGGCGCAUGGCAUUCUCUUUGUCGCGCUAUCGGAAUCGAGCCUUUGCCUGCAACCUGUAAGCAGGCUGCGAAUGACUAUGCAUAUGUUUUUAGGAUCUUCGAUGAGGAUCCAGUAGUCUUGGUCGGCGAAAUUGGCUAA